Messenger RNA from Naegleria lovaniensis, 3588 nucleotides. RefSeq lists its product as uncharacterized. The transcript has a single exon. Lineage: Eukaryota; Heterolobosea; Eutetramitea; Acrasida; Naegleriidae. The record is from RefSeq and is a predicted model, not a curated record. The coding region runs from base 1 to 3588 and encodes 1195 amino acids. Gene Ontology annotation, molecular function: RNA-DNA hybrid ribonuclease activity; nucleic acid binding.
AUGUCUAUCUAUAGAAUUGAUCUGUUCGCUGUAACUGAAACUCAUAUUAAUAAUGAAGACAAGACCAAACUGUUAUUUCAUGAAAUGAAAGGCGAUCCAAGGAAAGUGAUUCUCAACAAUGAUUAUGACAACACUCACAAUGGGACUCUUCUUCUUCACAAACUCAACAAGAGAAGAAACAGAAUCUUUAAUACGAACAUCAUACAUGGGAGACUUCAGUUCACAACGCUGGUAUUUGCAAAUAGACAACCGUUGCACAUUAUCAUUAUAUAUAACUAUACAGGUGAUCAAAUCAAUGACGAAGAAAUGUCCUUGAUAAAUGAAAUCAACAACAUCCUUAUUAAGUUCAAUAAGGAACCCUUAAUAUUAAUAGGUGAUAUUAAUGCAGACACCUUUAAUCCCUCAUCCCUCAAAGAUAAGAUAUGGCUUGAUCUACUCUCUACACAUAGGCUUUAUGAAUUAAGCUCGGACAAUCCAUCAUAUAUUCGAAGAUCUGGUAACAAGAUUCACAGAACUAGGUCUGAUCAUAUGUAUGCAAACAGAUACGUCAGAAUCGUUAGAGAAGAUAUUAUGCCUCCCGUUUCUAAAAACGAUCACUUACCUAUCAGAUUCGAGAUUGAAAUACUAAAUCCCAUAAGAUCAUGGAAAAGAUUUAUCCCAACAUCCGAAUUUGAAAAAGUCACCACCUCUCUCUUUGCCGCAUUUGAAACCAAAGAUUUCAACUCUCUUGAAAACCUUAUCAAAGAAGUAUCUAUUCAACGUCACUAUGUUCCCUCUUUACGUUACAAAGAGAGCAAGAAUACCAAAGACACAAAAGAUAAGAUUGCGAAAGUCUUAAAGGAGAUGAAAGAAAACGACGCAAUCGAUCAAAUGACAAAUGAAAUCAAAGAACUCAACAAAGAAUUAGAACAGUCCUCAAAACUGGACACUGCUCAAAUUCGAAAAGAGUGGAUUGACAAAAUUAAUACCAAGAAUAUUUCGUAUCUUUUCAAAUUCGACGACAAAUUGAACUCAAAAGAGAUUAAUUGGAACAGCCUUCCACACAACGUCACACGCGACUCAACACUCAAAUUUUUCAAGGAAAAGUUUACAUCCCAAAACCAAAAUAUCAACAUAAGACUUCCAAAGAGUACAGUAAAGAAAGGACCUCCAGAAAUAACAAUAACGAAUGAUGAUGUCAAAGGUGCAAUCGCAAGAAUUAAGUCCCACUCAACAGGACCAGAUUUCAUCCCAAACAAGUUACUCAAAAACAUGAAAGAAGAUGAUAUUAAGAAAUUAACUUUCGAAUUUAACAAGAUGCUGGAAGAAGAGAAUAUUCCAGAAGCCAUGAAAAAAGGAUGGAUUAAGCUUAUACCAAAAAAGGACAAAGUUGAGAGCCAUAGAGAUAUCAGACCAAUCACAAUUAUGAACACUUUAUACAGGCUUUUGUUCAACAUAGUGGCUUUUAAACUAAGACCAUGGGCAAAUGAAAAUCUCAACUACCGGCAACAAGCUUUUAUAUCCAAUCGACAAGUUAAUAAUCAUAUAAUGGUCCUGCAAGGUCUGAGACAAAGGAUUAAGAAAGGAUUUGUAGUAACAAACCUUGAUAUUGAGAACGCAUAUGAUUCAGUAGAACACCAAUGCCUUGAACAAGCCUUAAAACACUGCAAAUUCCCAAAGAAACUCAUGAACUUUAUUUUAAAUGCAUACAAAGGGCACGAAUGUACAAUUGAAUGGAACGACUCUCUUUCGGAACCGUUUGUUAAAACAAGAGGUGUCCCUCAAGGAUGUCCUUUUGCUCCACUAGCAUAUGACUGUAUAACCCAAAUAAUUAUUGACAAAGCAAUUGAUGAAUGGAAUAUUCCAAUCAAGCCCUCCACUAUAAGCCCUAAUGCCAUUGGUCUCAAAUUCUUUGCAGAUGAUCUUUCUGUCGUGGGAGAUGUCAACAACAAAUACCAAGAAAGAAUAGACGAUGUUUCAAAAUGGAUCAAUGAGUUACACCUUAAAAUUAAUACAAAGAAAUCAUUAAUGACAGUAAUUCCCCAUCGAAAACACCCAGAUUUCCAAAUCAAAAUUAACGGGGAGAAUGUUCCACGAACAGACAAUCAGCGCACUCUUGGAAACUAUUUAACGGAAGACAGCUCAUUUAAAGAAGAAAUCAAACGACGAAUUUUAAAAAUUCAGCAACUUCUACAAUUAAUGCCCAUACACCUAAUAGAACCAAGAAACCUUAAUCAGAUAACUAUGUCAAAGACGAUAUCAUCAUUCACUCAUAUAAUCAGAGGUAACCCUGUUUCUAGAACCCUGCUCCAAGGUAUUGACAGAACAAUAAGGAAGCAAUGUCGUAAAUUACUACAAAUAGACAUGAGGACAAGCAAAGCAUCACUCUAUCUUCCAAUUGAAAAAGGAGGUCUCAACAUCCCUAAUAUAGAGCUAUUUAGCAAACUAAUUACUAUCAAAACAAUCCAAUACCAAGGACACUCAAACAACUGCUUGGUGAAAAAAGCUGUCGUACAAAGUCUGCAGAACUGCAAGAAAUGUAAGACCAAAAAUCUUAAUUAUUGGGAGAACGUUUGGGAUAUUUGUAACGAAAAUAAUUUGAAGAUAAUUUUCGGAAGAUCAGAUCACAGAUUCAAAACUCCUAAAGCCCACAAAAAAGAACGAGAAAUUGCAAUAUGGACCGAUGGAUCAAGAUCCAAAGAUGGAACUGGAAUAGGAAUCCUUAUUCAAUCAAGUAAUGCAACAACAUGCCAUAAAUACAAAUUGGAUCCUAGGUAUACCCAUAACAUGGCAGAAUUAAGUGCAGUGGUCACUUCGUUGAAGUUGAUCCCUUCAUCUAGCUCAGUGACGAUUACGACGGACAGUGAAAUUGCUCAAAAGAUUUUCACAAACAACAACUAUCGAGGACAAUUCAUUCAACUCAAAAGAGAAUAUGAGGCAACAAUACAAGACAAAAAACUUAAAGUUACCAUUGAAUGGGUAAAAGGACAUGAUAAAUGUCAGGAAAACAACUUCGUUGACAAACUGGCAAAAAACGCAAGUACCAAAGGCAAAUUUUUGGAUCCAAAGAACCUAUUCACACAAGAACAACUUCUCAUCAUUAAGGACUCAUUAUGGAUCCCCAACCCUUGUAGAAUAAUUAGAAAUAAUUGGCUAUCACAGAUAUCGGAAAAUAGUCAAGUGACAAACCUAGUGAGCGAUACUACUUUUCGUUAUAUUGAAGGAAAAUCAACACCACAUCACAAAUACUCCAUAUGGAGAAACCUUAAUUUCUGCCAUGUUCGGAGCUUCAAACAACAUAUAUGCCCAGAAUGCAAUGUUCCUCUAUCUCAUGAACACUUAAUUCUCCAGUGUCCACUUCUCCAGUUUCAGCGAAAAUGGGCAAUUGAUAACAUCAAAAAGCAUACCAAUCGAGAUCCAAUUUUAGUGUCAACAGAAUCAGAUCACCUCAACAACUACAAGUUUUACCUCAAUUACAAAGGAAUUCUUCAACACAACACUAUCAUGGACUCCAUUAGCCUCUUCCACAGAGAAUGGUUUAAUAUCCAGAGUACACUAUCGUUACUAGCUGGACAUGCACAUACUCAAUACUGGAAGAUUGUACAAUAA